This is a messenger RNA of Bursaphelenchus xylophilus (pine wood nematode), 1428 nucleotides long. The record is from the annotation of a GenBank genome assembly. NCBI's taxonomy places the organism in Eukaryota, Metazoa, Nematoda, Chromadorea, Rhabditida, Aphelenchoididae.
AUGGCGAGGAGGGAACAUCCCGUCCGAGUGCUCGGCCCUGAUGAUUAUAAUAAAUCCUUCCAGGUAAGUGCUUAAUUUGACCAUUUUUAAAUUUAUAAUUCUGUUUUUAGGAGGUUGGGAAAGAAGAAGUUCAUACUGUGGAAGCGUUUGAAACCAAAAUCCAUGGAAAAAACAUCGAGGUAGGUAACCAAAAAUAAAAUUGCAAAUUCUUUCCUAUUAUUUAUUUAACCAUCGUUGUAAUAACAUGUGACAUUUACAGCCGAAACGUUCGUUUUCGACCAAAUCAUUCAUCGAGAGAAGGACCUUCGGCAGAGAUGAGAAUGGAGACUUGGUGGUCAAGAUCGAGAAUAAUGUAAGGGAGCUCUCGUGAAAGGAAAGGGCGUUCAUUCGCACAAAGAAUACCCUAAAGUCCUUCUAAAAUUUGUAAAACUAAGAAAACCGCUUCUAAACGUGCUUUUCAAAACACUCUCGAUGAUUAUAUUUCCUUUACAACAGGAGGAAAUUUCUCGAAAAGAAAUAAAAAAUAGGAAAUCUUUGCAAGAAAGGUCACGUUCUAUGAUCUCUUGGAUAUUUGCAGCCAAAAGAUCCAGUCCGUCCAGUUUCCCCAGUGAGGUUGACUGAUGGGAAUGAAGAAAAGACCCUGAGGCCAUUACCCAAUCUCGAGACUACACCUUUACAUAUACCCAGAGUCGGCCUUAAGGGCAAUGGAAAGAGAUCGCCUUCGAUUCAAUGGAGAGGUAAUUCAAUUUUCCAGAGACUGUUUUUUUUCUUGGUACCGUCAAGGGAAGUGAGCUCCCAACAAUUUUUCACGAACAAGAACGUUUUUAACCCAUGAGUCUGAAAAUUUUGAUGACAUUUGUUGUUUUUACAUUCGCAAUGAGAGCCAAUUAUCUUCUUCUUAGACCAAAUCUCACCCGAAUCGAGUUAUCGACGGUCCUCUCCCCAGCCAACCUUCCGAAGACCUUCACCCAGUUUCGGUCGUCCUUCCCCUCAACCAAGUCAUCAUUCUGGGAGAUCUUCAGGAUUCAGUUCCGGCUCCAAUAAUUCAGAGUUUGCGGCUUCGGUCCCGAUGAAAAAGAUCACGAAAAAAUCUCGGUUGGUAAACAUCUUCGAUGGUCGGCCUAUGAGUGAUUACGAGGAGACAGUGCACUUUGUACCUGUAGACAGACCGCCAAGGUAAACCGACAUAAUAUAAUUAGCUUGGAGAGUCUGGUUAUAACACCUAAGAGUUGUAGUUUUAAAAUAUAAUUGAAUUACUCCAACUUUAAAACGAUUGCGUAACUCUUUUCUCUUUUCAGUCGAUGGAACGAGAGCGACGAUUUAUAUGGGUAUCGGAAUCGAGGGGUGAAUUUGGAGCAGAAUUCGAGAGUCUCGAGGUUCGACCACGGGAUGGAUGUGACGCAGAAUCCUUAUUAUUCAGAUUAUUGA